Molecule: messenger RNA, 3749 nt
Organism: Camelus dromedarius (Arabian camel)
Lineage: Eukaryota; Metazoa; Chordata; Mammalia; Artiodactyla; Camelidae
Gene: MCOLN3
Product: mucolipin TRP cation channel 3
Exons: 14
Coding region: 115-1893 (592 amino acids)
Cellular component (GO): plasma membrane; lysosomal membrane
Molecular function (GO): NAADP-sensitive calcium-release channel activity
Source: RefSeq, a predicted model, not a curated record
CGGGAGGCGUCGGGUGUCGUGGGAACGGCGCCCGCGGCGCCAAGGGAGGGACCGCGACGUCUCCAGCCGUGGGUGAUACAAGGCGGGAGGGUCGGGCCCCGGGACACCGGCGCCAUGGAGGGGACACAGGUGGGCGCGGGGUGCGAGCUGCAGCAGUUCGGCCCCGCGCGAGCUCCGCUACCUGCCCAAGAGAUGGCAAAUCCUGAGGUCAUUGUAAGUAGCUGCCGCUCUCACGAAGAGGAAAAUCACUGCACUUUUAAUCAGCAUACAUCUCCCUCGGAGGAACUUCUAUUAGAAGAUCAGAUGAGGCGAAAACUCAAAUUUUUUUUCAUGAAUCCUUGUGAGAAGUUCUGGGCUCGAGGUAGAAAACCAUGGAAACUUGCCAUACAAAUUCUAAAAAUUGUAAUGGUGACUAUCCAGCUGAUCUUUUUUGGGCUAAGUAACCAGAUGGUGGUAGCUUUCAAGGAAGAGAACACUAUAGCAUUCAAACACCUCUUCCUAAAAGGAUAUAUGGACCGAAUGGAUGACACAUACGCAGUGUACACGCAAAGGGAGGUGUACGAUCAGAUCACCUUCGCAGUGAACCAGUACCUGCAGCUCCGCAACAUCUCCGUUGGGAAUCACGCCUACGAGAGCGAGGGCGCAGAGCGGUCGGCUCUGGCAGUCUGCCAGCACUUCUACAAGCAAGGAAACAUCUGGCCUGGAAACGCUACCUUUGACAUUGAUCCAGACAUUGAAACUGAAUGUUUCUUUGUUGAGCCAGAUGAACCUCUUCACGUUGGAACACUAGAAGAGAAUAAACUCAACUUAACGCUGGACUUUCACAGACUCCUAACAACGGAGCUGCAGUUUAAACUGAAGGCCAUUAAUCUGCAGACCAUUCGUCAUCAUGAGCUUCCUGACUGUUACGACUUUACCCUGACUAUAACAUUUGACAACAAAGCCCACAGUGGAAGAAUUAAAAUAAGUUUAGAUAAUGACAUUUCCAUCAGAGAAUGUAGAGAUUGGCAUGUAUCUGGAUCAAUUCAGAAGAAUACUCACUACAUGAUGAUCUUUGAUGCCUUUGUUAUUCUCACGUGCUUGGCUUCCUUAAUCCUGUGUGUUCGAUCUAUGGUCAGAGGACUUCAGCUUCAGCAGGAAUUUGUCAGUUUUUUCCUCCUCCAUUAUAAGAAGGAAGUUUCUGUUUCUGAUCGGAUGGAAUUCGUCAAUGGGUGGUAUAUUAUGAUUAUUAUUAGUGACAUAUUGACAAUUAUUGGAUCAAUUCUGAAAAUGGAAAUCCAAGCUAAGAGUCUAACAAGUUAUGAUGUCUGUAGCAUACUCCUUGGGACCUCUACCAUGCUGGUGUGGCUCGGAGUCAUCCGAUACCUCGGUUUCUUUCAGAAGUACAAUCUGCUUAUCCUGACCCUGCAGGCAGCGCUGCCCAGCGUCAUCAGGUUCUGCUGCUGUGUGGCUAUGAUUUAUUUAGGCUAUUGCUUCUGUGGCUGGAUUGUGCUGGGGCCUUACCAUGAAAAGUUCCGUUCUCUGAACAUGGUCUCUGAGUGCCUUUUCUCUCUGAUAAAUGGAGAUGAUAUGUUUGCCACAUUUGCAAAAAUGCAGCGAAAAAGUUACUUGGUCUGGUUGUUCAGCAGAAUUUACCUCUACUCAUUCAUCAGCCUCUUUAUCUACAUGAUUUUAAGCCUCUUCAUCGCACUGAUCACUGAUACAUACGAAACGAUUAAGACUUGCUUAGAGUCACCAAGGAGAGUAGGAAAGAAUGUAGCUGUUCCUGUCCAGAUCCCCUCCCGUGGUGCUGUAAAAAUGCGCUACCUUCAGCUCUGCGUGCAGGGAACUCUGUAUUGUUCCAGGGUGACAUCCAAGGCCUUAAAGACAUUACCAACAAGACGGCUUCCCUGAGACUGAACUUCGUAUGUUUAUAUCAGAGUGCAAAGAUCUACCCGAUUCUGGAAAGUUCAGAUUAGAAGAUGACCCUCCAGGAUCUAUAUUCUGCUGUUGUAAAAAGUAGCUGUCAGGUUAAUCUAUGCCCUGGAGGGAACUCUAAUGUGUAGCCAAGUGGUGAGGCAAAAUGGGUGUUUUAAGAUCAGAUGUAGUAAGUUCGAAGACUAUUAUUUGAGCAAAUUGAUGGCUAUAAUUCAUCAAGAACUAUGUUUAUAUUUUUAAAGAAAUAUUUAAUGUUUUUGCAACUUUAUGUUAGGGUUAUUUAUAAAAAAGAAAGAAAGAAAGAAAGAAAGAAAGAAAGCCCUAACUUUGGUGAGGGAAACUAUUGGAUUCUUGUCCUUCACUGUUCAUUUUUCCAUCACUUUGGAAUGUAUUCUCUCUUUGCCUCCCUUCACUUGAGCUCUCACACGCUUGCCUCCAGUUAUUCUGACUGUGCUGCCUCUGUCGUCAGUGGAAAACAGUACCUGGUCUGACUUCAGGCAACUCAUAACCCUGGUCUAGACCAUUCUUAGGGGGCUGCCGUGAGAGAGAGGAUGGUUGCUGUAAUCAUUGCGUUUAAGAAAAAAAUCUCUUGAAGGGAAGAAUAAGAAAGAAAUAACCAUUACCAGCUAACAGUCCCAUGUUUGGUUCUGAAGGACAACUAUUAUCCGAUACUGCUGUUCUGGAGAAGAUCAGAAUGAGCACUCGUGUGCAAGUUUUCUCUUUUCCUUUAGUGUUGGAGGACAAAGCUGAAAGAGCGUCCUGUACAUCCCUGAGAAUUAAAGUGCAUGUGUCAGGCAGACUCAGUCCCAUGGGGAUGGUUUUAUUAGUAUUUGCACAGCCUACGCCUCCCAGGCACGGUCAGUCUCACAGAAAAAGAGCAGCGUUUCAGCGUUCCGAACUGCAGUUCUGUAACUCACAAUAAAAAUAUUUUAGAAAACAAUUAUGCUCAAAACUUAAAAGUAAGUGGGAAAUGUAUGCCUUAAAAAGACACAAAAGCAAAGUCUCCACUCCUUGCAGACCUCUGAUUGGAAGUUUCAGGGAUUUUCACAACAUGAAUCUUUUUUAUGCGCUAUUUAUUCAAGAAGAAAUUAACUCAAUGGUAUGCAAUAAGGUUUUCUCAAAGCAAACUCUUGCUUUGUUCAUUUUUAAUUUUACUUUAAGAGCUAAAUGAAAAUAGCCUUGAGACAUUGAAAUCUUAUUGUUUAACAUAAUCACCUUCAUAAUAAUGACUCUGGGUGUUGAAAUGUGAGGUUUUGCAAUUAACAUACGCUAUUUUUGUAGUACCUGUGGCUUUUUAAAAAUGGAAAAUCUGAAUCUCUCGGUGCAUAUUUUUUUUCUUUUGGCUUAGCGCUAACAUUUGUAUCAUAAUCACUUUAGAAUUUGCUAGAAUGCACUGUGAAUUUUGAAAUCAUGUUUAUUAUCUGAUAAAUACUUUACCCCUGGUGAGGUUUUUGGAUUAGCAAUAUUUCAGUGGAAGCGUGAGACCACUGACCCAGUGUCAGGCCUGGGGUUUUGCUUUGCCCUAACGGCAUUCUGUUCCUGCUGUGGAAUUACAGCCAGUGACAAGAGUCUGUGCACCUUGAUGGAAAGUCUGGACUUUGAGUGAUGAUGUGUCAACGUAGGGUCAUCUGUUGGGACAGGUGUACCACUCAGGUGUGCAAUGUGAUAGUAGGGAAGGCUGUGCCUGUGUGGGGGCAGGGAGUAUCACUCUCAAUACUUUCUCUUCAAUUUUGUUGUGAUCUGAAGCUGCUCUAAAAAAAAAAACACCUAUCUUUGAAAAAUUAAAGUACUAUUUCAUGUAAAACCCAGUCACUCCCUUUUGUUCACACGUU